This is a messenger RNA of Papaver somniferum (opium poppy), 2287 nucleotides long. Its product is annotated as protein NRT1/ PTR FAMILY 8.3-like. The transcript is spliced from 5 exons. The record is from RefSeq and is a predicted model, not a curated record. Gene Ontology annotation, cellular component: membrane. Gene Ontology annotation, molecular function: transmembrane transporter activity. Lineage: Eukaryota; Viridiplantae; Streptophyta; Magnoliopsida; Ranunculales; Papaveraceae. Bases 236 to 1990 code for a protein of 584 amino acids. Gene Ontology annotation, biological process: transmembrane transport; oligopeptide transport.
UAUUAAAGUCUUGAACGCCGGAAACUGAGCAAAGUUGUUACGAAAACAAACAAACUUAUCUUCACUAGACAGCAAUUAGAUCCCAACUGGUUGGUGAGUCCCAUUGGCAUCUUGACUUUCUUCUUUCUGUAUCUCCGUAGUAGUCGAAUCCUGAAUCUGGUGUGGUUAGACUUGUUCAGAUUGCUUGAUCUCAAUUUUCAGAUUUGAUUUGUUUUCUCCUUUAAAAUUCUCAUUCAUGGGAACUCAUCAAGAAGAUGAUCCAUUGCUGUUAGACGAUCCCCUUUUGGAGAGUGGAAGUAGAGGAGAAUACACAGGUGAUGGAUCGGUUGAUGUUAAAGGGAAUCCCGUGCUCAAACAAAACACAGGAAAUUGGAGAGCAUGCCCAUUUAUACUGGGUACUGAAUGCUGUGAGCGUUUGGCCUACUAUGGGAUUGCAACAAAUCUUGUUACUUAUCUCACCAAAACAUUGCACGAAGGAAAUGUAUCUGCUGCAAGAAAUGUUACUACAUGGCAAGGCACUUGCUACCUUACACCCCUCAUUGGAGCAGUUCUUGCAGAUGCGUAUUGGGGAAGAUACUGGACAAUUGCCGUGUUCUCGACAAUAUACUUCUUAGGAAUGGCUAUGCUAACAAUGUCAGCGGCAGUUCCUGCCUUUAAGCCUCCUCCUUGCGUUGGUACCAUUUGCCCACCUGCAUCUUCUGAACAAUAUGCCAUAUUCUUCUUUGGUCUGUAUCUGAUUGCUUUAGGGACUGGUGGUAUAAAACCUUGUGUCUCAUCCUUUGGGGCUGACCAGUUUGAUGAUAGUGAUCCAUCAGAGAGAGUGAAAAAGGGAUCCUUCUUCAAUUGGUUUUAUUUUUCUAUUAACAUAGGAGCUUUGAUAUCAAGCAGUUUUCUCGUGUGGGUCCAAGACAAUCUUGGGUGGGGCCUAGGGUUUGGCAUUCCAACAUUAUUCAUGGCCCUUGCCAUUGGAAGUUUCUUUUCCGGAACACCGCUCUACAGAUUUCAGAAACCUGGAGGUAGCCCGCUCACAAGGAUGUGUCAGGUUUUGGUUGCAACUUUCCGCAAGUGGAAUGUUGAAGUCCCACAUGACACUUCUCUUUUAUAUGAGCUGCAGGAAGGCUCUGCCAUCGAAGGGAGUCGUAAACUGGAGCAUAGUGAUGAACUCAAGUGCCUCGACAAAGCAGCAGUAGUAUCUAACGCCGAGAUUAAAAGUGGUGACUAUUCAAAUUCAUGGAGACUGUGCACUGUAACUCAAGUUGAGGAAUUGAAAAUACUGCUCCGGAUGUUCCCUAUAUGGGCUACUGGCAUAGUUUUCUCUGCCGUUUAUGCUCAGAUGUCUACCAUGUUUGUUGAACAAGGAAUGGUUAUGGAUACAAAAAUCGGUUCUUUCACUAUUCCCCCAGCAUCUCUAUCAACUUUUGAUGUAGUCAGUGUUAUCGUGUGGGUCCCACUGUACGACAGGUUCCUUGUCCCAGCUGCGAGGAAAUUCACUGGUAAAGAAAGAGGAUUUUCAGAGUUGCAGAGAAUGGGUAUUGGUCUUUUCGUCUCAAUACUGUCUAUGGCAGCUGCUGCACUAGUAGAGAUCAAACGACUACAAGUUGCAAGAGAACUGGGUUUGGUGGACCAGAAAGUUGCUGUACCCAUCAGUAUUUUAUGGCAAAUUCCUCAGUACUUCUUGGUGGGAGCUUCUGAAAUUUUCACCUUCAUUGGGCAGCUUGAGUUCUUCUAUGACCAGUCUCCAGAUGCCAUGCGAAGUCUAUGUAGUGCCCUGUCACUACUUACAACUGCUCUUGGAAAUUACCUAAGCUCUUUCAUUUUAACCGUCGUAACAAACCUAACAACUAAAGGUGGAAGCCCUGGAUGGAUACCUGAUAAUCUGAAUGAAGGACGUCUCGAUAACUUCUUCUGGCUUCUUGCUGGUCUUAGUUUCUUAAAUUUGCUUGUUUAUGUGUUAUGUGCUUCAAGGUACAAAAGCAAGAAGGCUUCUUAAAGUAGAACAUAACUCUGGUUUUGGAGAUUGGCUUCUACUGUUCUUCGCAGAAACGCCCACACACACAUAUAUAUGUUGUACAUAAUGCUUCUCUGCAAUUUAAUUCAACUAGGUAAGUUCUGUAACCAUUGAUUCGUAAACUGUCCAAUGGUUUAAACAGGAAUCUCUCUUAUUUCAUGUUUUUAAAUGUUACUUUCGUAACAAUGUGGUAUACUUUAAUUUUUACCUCACAAUCAGUUUUUUACACCAAUUUGUGAAUUGAAAAUGAAAAAAAGUGAAACACAUGGCGUGUCAGUG